Messenger RNA from Dreissena polymorpha, 1339 nucleotides. RefSeq names its product lymphocyte antigen 75-like. NCBI's taxonomy places the organism in Eukaryota, Metazoa, Mollusca, Bivalvia, Myida, Dreissenidae. The transcript is spliced from 2 exons. The coding region runs from base 154 to 774 and encodes 206 amino acids. The record is from RefSeq and is a predicted model, not a curated record.
UUAUAAAUGCAGACUGAUCCUCACACGCAUUAAUUAAAUUUUAACUUUCAGUUGCAUAUUGUCUAAUAUCAGCUUGCUUAUUUCCAAUCCUUUCAAAAGUGAUAUUUUGAGAUUCUUUUUCUUACCACACAAUUAAAUUAAAUCAGUUCUGCAAUGAGGAAUCUUGCACAAUUAAUUUUAGUUCUGCUACACGCAGGGAUCUCGAUUCAAACAUCGGCGUAUUUUCAAAACGAUGCAAACGUGCCAGGGGUUUCUUAUAUCUACAAGCCACAACCUGGAUUAGUGGAUGCUAGCCGCAAAGAGCCACGUCUUUGCCCGAGUAUUUCGGAUUCACCCAAGGGACAGGCUGCCAUUGGAUGCGCGCGCAUGUGUUUCCGAGAUCCUAAAUGUGCCAGCUUCCAUGAUAAGUCUGCGUAUUUUCAAAGGAGCUACAUAGCAGCGAGCGAAACCCCAGAAUGUCCUAGCGGUUGGACGCCUUUUGGACAGCAUUGUUAUCAGCUUCAGACCGAUCAAAUGAACAUGGCCGAUGCCGAAAAGCUGUGCAAAGCUAGGCACGGCGGCGCCAACGUUGUGGAGGACAACACGGAUAACGAACGUCAAUUUUUACGGGGAUUGAUGAGAAAUGGAACUGAAAACAUCUGGGUUAUACCUUACAGGUAUCCUUUUAACUGUCGAUAUCUUCGGAGAAUGGAUUCACGGGAAUUUUUCUGUUCUUGUUAUGAAAAUCGUUUCGUAAUGUGCGAGUUUGCCUCUCCAUUGAGCAAGGAAGAUUAGCUGCGAAUGAUUGUAAUGUGAACAUUAACGUUUCUGCGGAUGCACUUUAAUGCAAUAAAUCGAUUGUCAUUAUUUUUACUAUCUCAAAUUAAAAUCCAUGUUCAAUGUAUCGAAUAUCUUUUUGGAGAUUGCGAGUUGGAAAUACCUUUAUUUUGUUAAUUUUAAAAGCUUGUGACCGCUUACCAUCCAUAUUUCUACAUUUGUUGUUACAACGUAAGAAUACGAAUAUUUCCCACGUGAAAGGGUGUGGAAAAAAGGAACAAAAAACUCCAGUAUGCAGCCAAGAAUUAAUGUAAUAGAUUGGAGUUUAUAAUUGUACAUAUCUUUGUUGUCUUGUGUUUUAUUAUCUUUAUAUAAAUUUACGUUUAAAUUACAUCGAUGUUUGUUAAACAGUUUCCGCAUUGCAGUUUCAUUUUAAUGGAAUAAUUAGCUCUGUCUACAAACGUUUUUUUGGGUUGCCUUCAAAUGAUGUUCUUUUGUACGAUGAUUUGUAAUAUGUUUACUCUCUUAUAGUCAGUUGUUAUAUCUACGGUACGUUGUUUUUGGCAAUAAAAGAGUCAGUGAU